Fonsecaea nubica is the source of this 1920-nucleotide messenger RNA. RefSeq lists its product as hypothetical. Gene Ontology annotation, molecular function: hydroxymethylglutaryl-CoA lyase activity. NCBI's taxonomy places the organism in Eukaryota, Fungi, Ascomycota, Eurotiomycetes, Chaetothyriales, Herpotrichiellaceae. Gene Ontology annotation, biological process: ketone body biosynthetic process; L-leucine catabolic process. Bases 1 to 1920 code for a protein of 639 amino acids. The transcript has 2 exons. The record is from RefSeq and is a predicted model, not a curated record.
AUGGCUACGCUACGUCAACCUUCCAGUUCUCUACGGCUGAUCUGCCUCAACACCAGGCUGUCCGCCCAUCAAUCCCGCCAAAGGAUUAAAUUGCUGUCGAGACACCAAGUUCGCUGCUACUCCAAAUCAGUCGGGGCAUUUAGUGGAGGGCGUGAUGUUCGGAUUCUGGAAGUUGGGCCUCGCGAUGGUCUUCAAAACAUCAAGAAUGUUGUCCCGACAGCGACGAAAGUAGAGCUCAUCCGGCGGCUAGCAGCCACUGGCCUGCGAGAUAUUGAGGCGACCUCUUUUGUCUCCCCCAAAUGGGUGCCUCAGCUGGCUGACGGAGCCGAAGUUAUGCGGGAGAUCCGACCUCUGAUGACAGAUGCCGAAAGGACGUUUCCCGUGCUGGCGCCCAAUGCGAAGGGGUUGAUAAAUGCAAGCAAAAGCGACGCGAAAGAGGUCGUCGUGUUCGCGUCUGCCUCUCAAGCAUUCAGCAAGGCUAAUCAGAAUUGUACCAUCGAUGAAGCACUUGCUCAGGCCGAGAGCGUCACAACGAAGGCUCGGGAAAGCUCGAUCUUGGUUCGAGGAGUGGUUUCAUGCAUCUUUGCCGACCCAUAUACCGGCCCCACUCAGCCACAAGAAGUCGAGUAUGUUGUCAGGCGUCUUCUCGACAUGGGCUGUUACGAGGUCGCCCUAGGUGAUACAACUGGGGUGGGAACGCCAUACGACACGCAAAAACUGCUCGAGUAUCUCUUUGCACGGCACCCAGUAUCGUUACUUGCAGGCCAUUUCCACGACACUUAUGGGCAGGCCGUGGCAAAUGUUGUCAAGGCCUACGAUAUGGGUCUCCGAACAUUCGACAGUAGUGUCGCUGGCCUCGGUGGUUGUCCCUACGCCGUAGGAGCGAGAGGUAACCUCGCAACAGAAGACAUUGUGUACCUGUUUGACAGGAUGGGUGUGAAGACAGGCGUGAAUCUAGACAAGCUUGUCGAGACUGGGGAAUGGAUUUCACGACAGCUGGGAAUACCAAAUGGCAGCCGUGCUGGUGCGGCUCUCAGUGCCAAAUCUCGAGCCGGAACUCAGCUACCAUCAUCACCAGCAGCAAAAAAGUCCACCAGGAGAGACUGGACCACGAUUGAAGAUAAUGGCAACUAUCGGGUCGCCCGAAACGGCCCUGUUGUUAAGGUGACGCUCACGCGAGACCGAAACGGCAACGCACUCACCGGUCAAAUGGUCGAAGGUUUAACCCAGCUCUACCGUAGCCUGGCUACGGACCACACCGUUUUUCAUAUCGUCCUGGCUUCUGAAGGUCGAUUCUUCUGCACGGGUAUGGACCUGAGCGGCGGGACAGAAACAAGCGACACCGCCAAAGAAGAUGGGUAUUAUACCAAGGUAUACGACCUCUUCCAGGCCAUCGACGAAAGUCCGCAAACGACCAUCGCGGUGGUCGAUGGGCCUUGUUACGCUGGCGGUGUCGGCCUAAGCACCGCCUGUGACGUGCGACUGGUCUCGUCCCGAGCACGAUGGACACUGAGCGAAAUCAAACUCGGCCUGGUACCGGCAAUCAUCUCGAAAUUCGUGGUCCGAGAAUGGGGUCCCUCGUUCGCACGGGAAGCGAUCUUGAGUGGCAGGGAAGUCCACGCUGCCGAACUACACCGUAUCGGGGCCGUUCACGGCCUAGCUAGCUCGUCCGAGGAAUUGGAGGAAAUGGUGGAAAAAUACUUGGACCAACUGCGACGUGCGGCCCCGCGAGCAGCUACCGCAUGUAAGGACUUGGUCAAGGUUGCGUGGGCACACCCUCAAACGGACAUACAGGAAAAUGUGAUCCGGACCAAAUUUGCACAAAUGAUGCUGCCCGGCUCUGAAGGUCGGCACGGCAUCGAACAGUUCCAAAGGAAAACCAAGGGAGGAGUUGACUGGGUCAAGUUCUGGGAUACCUAA